Dibothriocephalus latus is the source of this 294-nucleotide messenger RNA. The record is from the annotation of a GenBank genome assembly. NCBI's taxonomy places the organism in Eukaryota, Metazoa, Platyhelminthes, Cestoda, Diphyllobothriidea, Diphyllobothriidae.
AUGUGGUAUGCAGAAUUAAAGUGUGCCAGUCAGUGGCUACGUUUCCAGGUCCACGCUGUCGGCUUCCCACCAGGAGUGGUCAAUAUCCUUCCGGGCUUUGGAGAGACCGCGGGCUCCGCGCUGGCUCGCCAUCCUCAGGUGAACGCGAUCACCUUCACUGGCAGCACGGCAGUGGGCAAGCUGAUUAUGCAGGCGGCGGCAACGAAUGUUAAACGCCUCAGUCUUGAACUGGGUGGCAAGUCACCGCUCAUCAUAUUUGCGGAUGCUGAUCGUAAGUCACUUAGCUUGUAUUGA